Messenger RNA from Loxodonta africana (African savanna elephant), 16592 nucleotides. It is a transcript of the gene GPD1L, whose product is annotated as glycerol-3-phosphate dehydrogenase 1 like. Gene Ontology annotation, molecular function: protein homodimerization activity; glycerol-3-phosphate dehydrogenase [NAD(P)+] activity; NAD binding. The record is from RefSeq and is a predicted model, not a curated record. Gene Ontology annotation, cellular component: cytosol; glycerol-3-phosphate dehydrogenase (FAD) complex. Lineage: Eukaryota; Metazoa; Chordata; Mammalia; Proboscidea; Elephantidae. The coding region runs from base 347 to 1285 and encodes 312 amino acids. The transcript has 8 exons. Gene Ontology annotation, biological process: glycerol-3-phosphate catabolic process; carbohydrate metabolic process.
ACCCAUGGAUCAAGAGAGAGCUGAGUGCCUUAAGGCAGGAAGCUUCCUAGUGGAGCGGGGUGCCUCUGGGUACUUAGCAACAGAGCUAAAGAGCUACGUAACACUUGCCCAGGCAGGGCGGAAGUAGGGGUAGAGCGGCUCAGGGCUGGAGAGAGGCCUGCCCGUGGACAUGGCUGAUGAGGCGGUUCUGAUCGACACGGACCUUCUUCCAGAGCCGACAGAGAAAGCUUCCUCGGGAGCUGGUGUCCUGAAUUCAGACUUCUAGCCUCCUGAACUGGGCUCAGCUGUGGCAAAGAUUAUUGGCAAUAAUGUCAAGAAGCUUCAGAAGUUUGCCUCCACGGUCAAGAUGUGGGUCUUUGAAGAAACGGUUAAUGGGAGAAAACUGACAGACAUCAUAAAUAAUGACCACGAAAAUAUAAAAUACCUCCCUGGACACAAGCUGCCAGAAAAUGUGGUUGCAGUCUCAAAUCUCAAAGAGGCCGUGCAGGACGCAGACCUGCUGGUGUUUGUCAUCCCUCACCAAUUCAUUCACAGAAUCUGUGACGAGAUCACCGGGAGGGUGUCCAAGGGAGCGCUGGGAAUCACCCUCAUCAAGGGGAUAGACAAGGGCCCGGACGGGCUGAAACUCAUUUCCGACAUCAUCCGGGAAAAGGUGAGCAUUGACAUCAGCGUGCUCAUGGGGGCCAACAUCGCCAACGAGGUGGCUGCAGAGAAGUUCUGUGAGACCACCAUCGGCAGCAAAGUUAUGGAGAACGGCCUUCUGUUCAAGGAACUUCUUCAGACUCCAAACUUCCGGAUUACAGUGGUUGAUGACGCAGAUACUGUUGAACUUUGUGGUGCUCUGAAGAACAUCGUAGCCGUGGGAGCCGGGUUCUGCGACGGCCUGCACUGCGGGGACAACACCAAAGCUGCUGUCAUCCGCCUAGGACUCAUGGAGAUGAUCUCAUUUGCCAGAAUCUUCUGCAGGGGCCAUGUGUCCACUGCCACCUUCCUGGAGAGCUGCGGGGUGGCCGACCUGAUCACCACCUGCUACGGGGGCCGGAACCGCAGAGUGGCCGAAGCGUUUGCCAGGACGGGCAAGACUAUCGAAGAACUGGAGAAAGAGAUGCUGAAUGGGCAGAAGCUCCAGGGGCCUCAGACUUCCGCGGAAGUGUACCGCAUCCUUAAGCAGAAGGGACUGAUCGACAAGUUUCCGCUGUUUACUGCAGUGUAUCAGAUCUGCUACGAAGGAAAACCUGUUAAAGAUAUGUUGUCUUGCCUCCAGUGCCACCCAGAGCACACAUAGAGCGAAUUAUGCAACGUAUUGGCAGAAGGUCUGCCUUUCCAGGCAGUCCUUUGGGUUCAGAUGGAAACCAGGACUUGGCAGAAAGAUGUUUGCUUGACUGUCGUCCCACAAUGGAUGUGUAUGAAUUUUUACAGGUUCAUUUUUGAAUUGUGAGAGGCAGCUCAUUGGCUAAGUUAUACUACGCAGUAACUAAACAUGCAUAUGUGUACGUGCGAGGGUGCACUCAUAUCUCAUUCUGCGGGUGUCUCUCUGAACCAAAUUAAAGACCUUUUUAAAAAAUUUCUUCUGAAAGUUUUGCAACGUGGUAGCCUAUAAGAUUGGAAGAUCUCAGCUAAAUUUUCUACAUCUAAUACGUGUUUGGAAACCCUGGAGGCAUAGUGAUUAAGUGCUACGGCAGCUAACCAAAAGGUCAACAGUUAAGAUCCACCAGGCGCUCCUUGGAAACCCUAUGGGGCAGCUCUACUCUGUCCUAUAGGGUUGCUAUGAGUUGGAAUCGACUCCACAGCAGCAGAUUUUUUUGUUUUUAAUGUGUUUGGGGGGGUGAAUUUUUUUCCCCCCUUUCUUUAAAAUUUAACUGGCAUUAACCCAAUGGGGUGGAGGAGAAAGCGUGUUCAAAGGUCAGCAUGCUGACAUAUUUAAACACUGUCCCCAGGCCAGCAUAAUUAACUGUUUUGAUUAUGGGUUGAUCUUUUUUUUUUUAAACGAUUAAAUAUUUUAAGAUAAUCCACUUAGAUAUUUUCUGCUGUGCAGUUUUCUGCAUUUUCAGUCUCUUUCUCUUUGUUAGUUACCAGUGUGUUUUCAUCAAGACUUAGCAGUGGCAGAAGACAGAAGGCUUAUCUGGGACUUUCCCGCUGUGACUGACACAUUCUUCCAGAUGGCAGCAGACACUUGCACAGUGCUUUUUGUUAGGCAGUGCUUUUUCUUGUUGGAUGUCUCUUUUAAGCCUCAAAAAUCCCCAGAGAGGGGGCUGCUGCUAUUCCUCUUUUAAGACGGAGUUGAGAUGCCUGGUGACCUGGUGAGGAGGGGCAGAGCCAGGGGCCAGGCCCGGUGCUCCUCCAUCCCACCAAGGCGCCGGGGCCUUUCUAAGAUGUCACCGGCCUGAUCUCACCUCCAGUUAAAUCACCGUGGCCCACGCCACACCACGGGCAGCCUUUUCUGUGGCCAGAGGAAAGCUCCCUGCAGCUCAGGUUGGUGUGCAUGUCUGCACGUGACUGCUGAAAGCGAGGUCUACGAUUCAGCCGCAGCAGCAGCUUCCCUUGGCGUCUGUUAGAAAGGCAGGCUCCCAGGUCCCAACCCAUACCUGAAGUGAGGUGUCAGUGUAUCUGCUUUACCAAGGCUGCCAGGUGAUUCUGCUUGGUCACUAAAAUUUGAGGACCACUACUUACCCUAGAUUGGCAUUUCUCAAAGCAGGUUCCAUAGAGAACAGGUGUCCUGGAAUCCAGCAGGUGUUUCCUGGGAAGGUGAGUUUGCGAACACCUGCAUCUUCGAACCCCUCUUGAAGGUGUAGAACACAUAGUGUCUCGGUGGAGUCUGCCUGAUUCCAUCUAACCCAGAAGGUCCCGAAUGUAUUAGACCAUGGUGAGUUUUGCAGGAAGGAAACGUGUUCUGGGGACCACAGUUUGGGAACACUGGUCUGGCUGAAGGUGACUUUGGGACAGCUCACGUGUGUCCUGCCUUCCUGUGAGGCUCUGAGUUCUGGACCUUUAGAGUACAGGUUGGCCACAUGUCCUAGGUGAAGCUUCAGGGUGACUCCAUCAGGUCCAACCAGGUGGGUGUCAGCCUCACUGAAACUCACAGUGGGUGGCAUAAGUGCUUUUAAUUCUACAGUUAGAAUGGGAAUUGUGCACCUUCUUAAAUAGGAUUGGUUUUAGGAUAGCAUUAUACAGUUACCUUACAGAGCACUCAAUGUGUUGAACAUACGAAUGUCAUAUAUGAACAUGUGAAUUAUAUGUCCAUGGGUUUUAAGUCAUUUUGUGAGAUUGUGACGUUUUUCUUGUUUGGGAUUAUUUUUGUUUUUUUAAUUUCUGUACCUGAAAUGAUUGUGGAAUAGAUUUUUGGGGGGGAGGGGCUGGAAUUUUAAAAACUCUAUGCAAAAUGUUUUGGGGGUAUUUUAAGCCGCAUACUCUCGUUUACUCAGAAGGAUAUGAAAGCGCACAAAAACACUACGAAUUUCAGCCAUUUUAAUGUCACUGUUAAUCAAUUUUUGCUUGUCUGGCGGUAAACCUUUUUUAAAGUUUGUAUAUAGGUAACACAAAGUGUUGCUUUUUAAGAUACGUAAAGGGCUAUAAGCUAACGGUGGUGUCUGUUAAGAAGGGUAAUCGGAUGUGAGGAAUCACGGUUUUGUGUGUUUUAUAUAAGCUCAUCUGCACUCAACUUCCUUCUCUGGGUUUUAUACGUGAGUGUUUUUUCUUUGCACGUGCUGUCUUACCCUUGAAGUCUGUCGACAGUCCCUCUCGGAUAUAUUCUGUUCUGCACAUGACGGUAAAAGGCCAAUUUUAUAAGUGUGUGCUCUGCUGACUGUAGAUAUUUAUUACGCGAUGAGUUAUCUAUUUUUAUAACCACCAGUAAUCUGUUGUUUAUUUUAAUUCACAUUGCUUACUAAUUAUGGUAAUAGGGAGGAAGGCAUUUGAAGAUUCGAAGCAUAAUUUGUACUAUUUCAGCCAGUCUGUGAAUGUAAAAGCUACACUGUGGCCUUGCUAUAACCCAGCCUACUGUAAUAUGGAACAGAUACCUGUCUUGAAGUCCAUCCUAGGAGGUGGAGUCAGAAUAAGCUCCUUUGGGUUUUUUCGUUGGACUUUUGACUUUAAUAUGUCCCAUGGCAUCGGCCCAAAGAGGCUGUUGGGUGAGGUACCAGGGUGCAGAGGGAAUUUUAGUCUUUCCAUGAGUUCUGAUCCACUAGUCUUUUACUUAGGUGUGUAGUAUAUUUGUUUACAGACUGGGUGGAUGUAUACAUUUAAAAGCUUGGUUUAAUAAACAUUUAACCCCCAAACUUGUGCUGUGGGUCCUCUCUUUGAAAUAUCAAUUUAGUUCAUAGUUUUAUCUUGGUUGGGUCUUUUUUCUGAAUUGUAUUGCAUUAACGUGGAGCCCUGGUGGCACAGUGGUUAGGAGCUCAGGCUGUUAACCAAAAGGUCAGCAGUUUGAAGCCACCAGCAGCUCUCUGGAAACCCUGUGGGGCCGUUCUACUCUGUUCCGUAGGGUCGCUAUGAGUCAGAAUUGACUCAGUGACAGUGAGUGGUGGUAGUAGUUACAUUAACCAUACUUAAGGUAAUUUUGUUUUUAAAGGAAGAUAUCGUCCCUACUCCCAGUCCUCAACACAUAUGCUUAAAUUUGUCUGUGUUCACUUCCAUUGCUUAAUGAUUUUUUUCAUAAUUGUGAUUGUAGGAUGGGGUACUUCCAGUUCUAACUGUACAGUGGACUCCCUCACCUGAAACACCUGGAAAAGCUAGGAAAGUAUGACCAAUGUUCUGUAUGCAGAGCUGAUCCCACCAAAAUGUGAGGGAAAUCUCCAGGAGCCUGAAAACAAGAUGGGAUGGACAGCCCAGUCGUAAGGCCAUGAAGCAGCUCUGUAGCCACCAAAGGAGGGAGUGGGGUUGUUCUCCAUCAUCUAAGGACUUGGGUUGUAAAGCUUAUGCUGAAACUGGAGCCUUCCAGGGGGUAUAAAACUCAUGCCAUUGAGUCGAUUCUGACUCACAGUGACCCUAUGGGUCACAGCAGAACUAACGCAUAGGGUUUCUGAGGAGUGGCUGGUGGAUUCAAACUGCCGACCUUUGGGUUAUUAACCAAGCUCUUAGCCACUCCACCAGGGCUCCUCCAAAGGCUAUCAUGUCAGAAAAAUAAAUCGCUUUAAAUAUCCACAUACAGCCACAAACAAGGAAGCUGGACUCCAGGUAGAGAAAAUGUCUCUGCUAAAAGUUUGUAAUCAUAGGUCACGACCAGGUUCUGGGUCUGAAUUUUUAUAUCCAGGAAAUCACAAAAAGUUGGCAUAAAAAUGGGAACAAAAAAAUAGUCUAGUUAUACCCCUAGCUGCCUAACAGAAGCAAACACAAAACAACUAGAGAAAUCCACUCUCCAUCCAGGCUGCAGGGCUUCCCAUAAAUAAAGCCCCACGAAAUAUGCAUUUAAAAUUAGAAAAUUAUAAAUACAAAGUCAUUGAUCAUGAGUAAAAGUUAACAGAUGUCUAAAAACAGAAUUAGACCCCCAAAAAUUCAGCUAAUUAAUUGAGCAGUCUGAUAGAUGCUUCAGAAAGUCAUUUCUUGAAGACAUAAAAGAACUACAAAAAUGUAAGAACAAAAUACUAUGAAAAGGGGCUAGGAAGAUUUGAAAAUGAACCAUUUAAAAUGUCUAAAUAUGAAUAGAGUAACAAACUCAUUGGACAGAUGAACAGAUUAGAAAAGUUUGACAGAGCUGAAGAUAGAAUUAGCAAACUGGAAAAUAGACCUGAGAAAAUUAACAGAAAGUAGCAAAGGAAAUUUUUGAGAAGCAGUAAGAAGACAGAAGAUUCAACAUGCUUCUGAGAGGUAUUCAGAAGAGACGAGGGAGAAGCAAUUUUUGAAAAACUAAAGGUAAUUUUUCCAUAAUUAAUUGUUGGCAUUUGAUUUAUGUUAUUUUUUAUAAUACUUUCAUUAAAUUAUCACAUGGCCUAUAACUUUUUAUGAUGGUCUGUAAACUAAGUUGGUAGUGAGCUCUUUAUUUUUUAUUUUUUAGGAAAAAAACUUGCAUGAAGAGUCUAUAAGCAUACGAUUCUGUUAAUUUACUGAAGUCAUUGAUUCAAGUUAUGGAAACAAGGCAAGUGCCUUUCUUAGUCUGGGUUCUCUAGAGGAGCAAAAAUAGCGAAGCAUCUAAAGAUAUAUAGAGAGAUUCAAGAAAAUGGGUCACGCAAUUGUGGGGGCUGGCAGGUGCCAAAUCCAUGGGUCAGACAACAGGUUGAUGGUUCAGGUGGUUGCGGGGGCUGACAAACCUGAAACCUGCAGGCCAGGAGACUGGAGGCCUCUGCUGGCUUACUUCCCAAGAACCAGAGGUCAGGGGCGAGAGAGAGCUUUGCCAGAACGUCGGUUUACAUCAUGAAUGAAAGCCACACCGCCAAGGAAGCUCCUCUUCCAACUGAUUGGCUGCUCACAUCAAGUCAAAAGAUGAGAGGUGAUUACGUAGUGCCUGCCAAACCACUGAGAAUCAUAGCCUAGCCUAGGUGAUACAUACAUUGACCGUCACAAGUAACUUUGAUUUGGAUGAGAGAGGUGUACUAUGGGAAGACUUGGAUGCAAGCUCCUGCUUCAUCAUUUAGUAUUUGUGUGAUUCUAGUCAAGUCAGUUACAUUCCUUUUGAACUCCAUUUCCCUUGUUAGUGAAUAGGGAUAGUGUCUGCACAGCCUAGCUCACGGUGUGACUGUAAAGAUCAUUAAAGAGCAGGAAAUCUUUUCACCAUAUCGAAGGAGAAAAUCACAUGAUCACAUCACUAGCUAGUGGCAGAGACAGUGCCGUGCGUUCACUAGAUUAUCUUCUGGGUUUAAAAAAAACCCAUUGCCAAUUCCAACUCAUAGCUGAACUUACAGGACAGAGUAGAACUGCCCCAUAGGGUUUCCAAGAAGCAGCUAGUGGAUUUGAACUGCAGACCUUUUGGUUAGCGUCUGAACGCUUAACCACUGUGCCGCCAGGGUUCCUUUUUUUUUCUGAGCACACAAACUAUUUCCCAGCAGUUAGUUGGCAACUUGUGAUUGAGUUCCAGUAAUGGUAUAUAAAGAUAAAGGAUGUAUGCCACUUCCGGGCCUGGCUCCCUAGAUGUUCUGCAGGAUUCUCCAUUCUCUGUUCUGGGAACUGAUUGGACAUCAAUUUCCAGGACACACAAGAAGCCGUGUGUUGAAGAUGAUGGAGCCUCUCAGCCUGGAUUCCUAUAUGGCGGGAAAAACCUUCAGCCUGCACUGGGCUGUGGCACGGAUAAACAAGAAACACUGUUAAGCCACAGAGACUUGGGGGUUAUUUAUUACAGCAGCUGUUAUAGCUUACCCUGACUGUUACAUUGUUAAAAAGAUGUUUGAGGAUAUAAAACAAGAAAUAGGACUUGUAGAAAUAACAGGUUUAAGGGAAUUUGUCAAUUGGUUACUCCGUCAUACUAGUGUCCGUUUUGGUAUCCCUUUUUUGGCCCCCUGGUGGUACAGCAGUGGUGAAGAGCUCAGGCUGCUAACCAGAAGAUCAGCAGUUUGAAUCUACGAGCUGUGCCUUGAAAACCCUAUGGGGCGGUUCUACUCUGUCCUGUGGGGUUUCUAUGAGUUGGAAUUAGCUCAACAGCAACGGGUUUGGGUCUCUUUUUUUUUUUUUUGGACAUAGACUAAUGAGGCCGUUUUAUCCUGAAGCUAAUGAAAUUUAAGCUUCAAGACCCUCACUUGCAUAGACCUUUCCUAAAUCCUGUACCUAACUUUGUUUUCAUAAAUUUCUAUUAUUUUUCUUAAAAAAAGUUCUCUUACUCCCAAGUUAUAAAAGCUUCUGACCCCUUACAACUAGUCCACCCCUAGCUUCGGGGCUCUGGAGUCAGAUGAGGAUUUAAAUUCUGGACCUGUGUGACCUUGGGCAAGUUACUUAACCUCUCUGGGUCUCAGUUUCCUUGACAAUAAAUAUUUACCUUGUUAGGUUCCUUAAGAAAUGAGAAUCCAGUUUUCAUAGGCCCUGACCAUGUUUAAAAAAGAAACCCACUGCCACUGAGUCGAUUCCAACUCAUAGCAACCCUGUAGGGCAGAGUAGAACUACCCCUUAGGGUCCCCAAGACUGUAAAUCUUCACGGAAGCAGACUGCCACAUCUCUCUCCUGCAGUGGCUGGUGGCUUUGAACCGCCAACCUUUCGGUUAGCAGCCAAGCUCUUAACCGCUGCACCACCAGGACUCCCCUGACCAUAUUCAGGAACUUAAAGAUGAGAAAAACCAGGUGAGAAAAAGACAUACAUAUUUGGUUUGAAUUGCUUGGAGCCUUCCAUAGGGAGAUGGCCAGGAGGCAGGAAAACGUUCUGGACUACAGAUCGAAAGUGAAUGACCACAACCAGAAGACAACCCAAACUGUCAAAAGGGGCAAAGGAUCUGAACAGGCGUUUCUCCAGAGAAGAUCUACAAUGGCCAAGAAGCACAGGUAAAGGGGGUCAACAUCAUCAGCCGUUAGAGAAAUGCAAACCAAAGCCACAGUAAGACACCGCGUCACACCCACUAGGAUGGCUAUUAUCAGAAAAAUGAAAAGUCACAAGUGUUGGUGAGGACGUGGAGAAAUUGGAGCCCUCAUCCAUUGCUGGCGGGAAUGUAAAAUGGUGCCGUUGCGCUGGAAAAGUUUGGCAGUUUCUCAAAAAGUUGGACAUAGAGUUACUACCGGACCCAGCAAGUCCAUUCCUCAGCAUAUACACAAAAGAAUUCAAAGCAGAGACUCUCAUACUUGUACACCGAUGUUCAUGGCAGCACUGUUCACAGUAGACAAGGUAGAAACAACCCAAAUGUCCACCCACAGAUGAAUGGAUAAACAAAAUGCAGUCUAUACGCACACGGGAGUAUUACUCUGCCAUGAAGAGAACUGAAGUCCUGGUACGUGCUACCACAUGGAUAAGCCUUGAGAACAUUAUGCUGAGUGAAAUAUGUCAGACACCAAAGGACAGAUAUUGUCUGAUCCCACUUUUAUGAAAUAUCUGGAAUAGGCAAAUGCAAAGAGACAAGUUUAUUAGUGGUUAGAGGUCUGGGAGGAGGGGUUAGGAAGCUAUUGUCUAAGGGGCUCUGUCUUUCUCUUUGGGAUGAUGAAAACUUUUGGAAAUUAGUAGUGGUAAUGAUUGCACAGUAUGGUAAUUGAUGUCACUGAAUUGUAUACUUAAAGAUGGUUAAAGUGGGAAAUUCUAUAUUAUAUAAAUUUUUACCACAGAGGUUAUUUUAAAAAGUGAGUGAAGCACCCCUAGCCAGAUGGCUGUAGGAAGAGAGGUAGUAAGUGAUAGUGAGGAUGUGCAGAAGCCUUCACCCCCUGCUAGUGGGAAUGUGAAAUGGUGCAGCCACUUUGGAAAACACUCUAGAAGUUUCCAAAAAGUUAAAGAGUUACCAUAAAACCUGUUGCCACCAAGUUGAUUCUGACUCAUGGCGACCCCAUGUGUUAUAGAGAAGAAUGGCUCUGUAGGGCUUUCUUGGCUAUAAUCUUUAUGGAGGCAGAUCGCAAGGGCUCUCUUUUGUGCUCUGCUGGGUGGGUUUAAACUUCCAACCUUUAGGUUAGUAGUCCACUGCAAACUGUUUGCUGUACCCAGGGACCUACAGCGUUACCAUAUGAUCCAACAGUCGCACUCCUAGGUGUGUACCCAAGAGAAGUGAAAACCUGUGUUCAUAAAUGAGUACGUGAAUGUGUACAGCAGCUUUAUUCACAAAGAAAGUGGAAACCACCCAAAUAUUCAUCAACUGAUGGACAGAUAAAUAAAAUGGGUAAAUCAUACAAUGGAAUAUUAUUUGGCAAUAAAAAGAAAUGAAGUACUGAUACAUGAUGAUAAGUGAAAGUAGCCAAUCACAAAAGAACCCAUUAUUGUGUGAUUCCAUUUAUAUGAAAUGAGAUGGAAGUAUGUUAGUGGUUGCCUAUUCUGUCUUGGUAUCUACUGCUGCUUUAACAGAAAUACCACAAGUGGAUGGCUUCAACAAAGAGAAAUUUGUUCUCUCACAGCCUAGUAGGCUAGAAGUCUAAAUUCAGGGCGUCAGCUCUGGGGAAAGGCUUUCUCCGUCGGCUCUGGAGGAAGGUCCUUGUCAUCAAUCAUCCCCUGGGCCAGGAGCUUCUCCACGCAGGAAUUCCAGGUCCAAAGGACACACUCUGCUCCCGGCUCCGCUGUCUUGGUUGUAUGAGGUCCCCAAGUCUCUGCUUGCUUCCCUUUUAUCUCUUGUAAGACAAAAGGUGGUGCAGGCCACACUCCAGGGAAACUCCCUUUACAUUGGAUCAGGGAUGUGACCUGAGCAAGGGUGUUACAUCGCACCCUAAUCCUCUUUAACCACAGGCAGAGAUUAUGAUUUAUAACACAGUAUUGGUAAUUAUGAUUUAUAACACAAUAUUGGUAAUCAUGGCCUAACCAAGUUGACAUAUUUUGGGGGGACACAAUUCAUGACACUAGGGAUUGGGAAUAUUGGGGGGAAAUGGGGAGUGACUGCUAGUGGAAACAGGGUUUCUUUAUGGAGUGACUGAAAUGUUCUAAAAUUAAUGGGGUGAGGGUAACACAACCCUGAGUAUACUAACCCCAUUGCAUGGUACAUUUUAAGUGGGCGGAUGGGAACCCGGGUAUGUGAAUUACAUCUCAGUAACAGGAGCGAAGAGCUUGGAUGUUGUUUGGCCGAGGUCAGUGUCCUGGCAGUUCCCGUGGCAGAGUGGAAGAGAGGAACACCCAAGAUGGGGAAGACUGACUCUAAAAACCAACAAAGAAAACGGAAAACGGAGGAGGCGAGCCAGGCUGGGUGUUGUCAUGGAAGCAAGAGAAGAGCGUGUUAGUGAGGGCAGUCAGAGUCCAGAAGUGGCCAGGGUGAAGCCUGGGGCUCCUGCACCCCACUCUUCAGGAUUGGCUCAUUCAGGGUCCAAUUGUCACUUGAUCCUGCCAUCACAAAAGUGUCAAAGCCCCCAGCCUCAGCGAGAUGAAAAUGGUUUGUUGCAAUACCCAAAAUAGGCACUUGAGGGCAGCACGGUGCAAAGGUAAUUCACCGAUAUCACUGAACAGAUACAGAGUGCAUGUAAUGUGCUAAUAUAAUGUGUCUGGCAAUCCUGUUGAUGAGAUGGGUGACAAUGAAAUGGUGAUAUGGAUUUCAGUCAUGGCCCCAAUUACUCGCCCUUUGCUGAAUCUUUGUCCUUGGCCAUGAGACUUUACAGUUUCUCUUGCUGAAGGUGUGGAGCCUCUUUCCCCACCCCUCGAAUCUGGGCUUGGCUUUGUGACUUGUUUUUGCCAGUGCAGUGUGGCAGAAGUGAUGAUGUACCAGGUCCAAGGUGCCUCUGCUGUUGCCAGGAGAACCUGGCUGGGCUAGCCUCCUGGAGGAUGAGGCACAUGGAGCAGAGCUGAGUCAUCCCAGUUGCCCCAUGUGUGUCAGCUUGGCUGGCCAAGAUUCUCAGUGUUUAUAUGUGAUCACCCCCAGAUGGGAUCUACUGUGAGCAGCCAAUCAGUUGAAAGGGAGUUUGCUUGGGUGUGUAGCCUGUAUCUGAAUAUAAGCAGACCUUCUGGCUUUUGCCCUUUCUGGAUCCUGCAGCUGCCUCUUGUUCGUCUGACCUCUGGUUUUUGGGACAUGAGGUAGCAGCUGACUUGCCGAUUUUGGAAUUGGGUAAUCUUCACAGCCUGUGAGCAAGAGCUCUGCUCUCUGACCUGCCAAUCUUGGGUUCACCAGCCCCUGCAGCUAGGUGAAUCAGGAGAAGCCUCUAUCCUUAUCUGCGGACUUGGGACAUCCCAGCCUCUAAAUCAUGUGACCUGUUUCCUUGAUAUAAAUCUCUCUCUCUCUCUCUCUCUCUGUAUAUAUUUAUACGCUUCACUGGUUUUGCUUCUCUCCAGAACCCAGCCUAAGACACCUCAGCUGACAGCCAGCUGACCUGUGAGCAAGCUCAGGAUCAGCGGAACCACCUAGCUGACCACCUAGGUGUAUGAGCAGUAAACACUAUUGUUUACGCCACUGAAGUUUAAUGAUUGUUAUACCCCAUUAUUGUGGCAAGAGAUAAUUGAUGCAGGUGGCCUCAGGAGAUGAACUUAGAUCUUCUGCUUUUUAAAUGACAGCAUUCCCUCUCUCUUACCCCCUUCCCUCCAUCUUUAAAAACAUUUCUUACUCAAGUUUUUGUUAUUAGGGUAGAGAUCAGUUCAAGAAAGAUCUCCAUAUCCCAUAGAUUCAUUUAUUUAAAAAAUAGAUUCUGUAGAUGGGUAGGUAGAUAGACAGACAUAUAGAUAUCUGUAUGUAUUACCAAAAAAAAAAAAAAACACAUUGCCAUCAAGUCAACUCUAACUCCUAGUGACCCUAUAGGACAGAGUAACACUGCCCCAUAGGAUUUCCAAGGAGCGGCUGGUGGAUUCCAACCGCCCACCUUUUGGUUAGCAGCGAAGCUCUUAACCACUGUGCCACCAGGGUCCAUGUGUAUUAUACACACAAAUAUCUUACUUGACCUUACUCUACACCUUUGCUCUUUUUAGUCUCAUUUCUAGGAUGUAACGAAGAUCACAUUUUAAAUAUUUUUACUGCAGCUAAACCCCAAACCAAGCCCGUUGCUAUGGAGUCAAUUCCGACUCAUAGCGACCCUAAAGGACAGAGUAGAACUGCGCCAUAGGGUUUCCAAGUAGCCCCUGGUAAGAGUCGAACUGCCGAAUUUUUGGUUAGCAGCCAUAGAGAGCUCGCAACCACUACGCUGCCAGGUUCCCUUACUGCAGAUAGUAGCUCUAAUGCGUUUAUUUUUAACUGCUGUCUAAUUUGCCGUUAUAUGAGUAAACCUCAGUUUAGUGAUCCAUUUCUCUGCUGAUGGAAUUUAGGUUAUUUGCGGCUUUUUGCUACUACAGGAAACAAUGCAAUAAAUAUUCCCGUGUGUGCCUGCUUAUGCACGUGGGUGAGACUUUCUAACGGGUGUAUGUUAGCAAGUUGUGGAAUACCCACCUCUUCAAGUUUACUAAAAUAUUAUUAAAUUGCGUUCCAAAGAGUUUCAACCAAUCUGUGUUCCCAUCAGCAUUUCUGCACGUUUGGCAUCACUUCGUGUUGUCAUCCCAUUUUUUGUUGUUCUUUACCAGUCUUGCCUGUGCAUAUCCUCUGUCCCUGUGGAGUUGUCUUGUCGUUGUGAACAGAUUUGCAUAAGCUCUUUAUAUAUUUGGUGGCUUAUGUGGAUUGCAAAGAUCUUCUCCCAGUAAUGUAUAAUUAAUAAAAAAUAUAGCUGAAAGGAAAAUUAUCUUUAAUUUCAUCUGAUUUCUACUUCUCAGAUCUGACUGCUUACUCAGUCCGCCUCCCAGACAUCAUAAGAAAAGUUUUUCUUUGAUUGACACGAUCAGAAGUUUUUUUCUUGGCUUUGUUUUUACUUUAUUGAUUGAGAAUCCUCAGUUCCCAUCCCCAUAAUUAGAGACCCUUGAAAUGGGUAGUGUGGUCUGUGGACCAACAGCAUCACCAUCUCCUGGGCUUGUUAGAACAGGAGAACCUCCGGCCCAUCCCAGACCUGCCUGAAUCAAUCAGACUGAAUUUUAACAAGAUCCCCAGAGACUAGUAAGCACAUUCAGUGUGAAAAGCACUGCUCCAGACCGCUCUUUCUCACCUUGGGUCCAUAUUAAAGUCACUCGGGAAGCUUUUUAAACACUGACCCGACCACGUUCAGUGAUUCUGAUUUAACUGGGGUAGACUGGGUCCCGGAGUCCCUGGAUGGUGCAAAUGGUUAAUGGUUAACACACUUGGUUGCCAACAGAAAGGUUGGAGUUCGAGUCCGCCCAUAGGUGCCUCGGAAGAAAGGUCUGGCAACCUAACGCUGAAAAAUCAGCCACUGAAAACUCUGUGGAGCACAGUUUUACUCGGACACACGUGGAGUUGCCAUGAGUCAACUCUACAGCAUCUGGUGGCAGUGAGAGAGCAGGUCCUAAAAGCAGUGUUUUUUCAAAAUUCCUGGGAGAUUCUAUUGAGCAAUUGGGCUGAGGCCCAGGCACGGGUUAGCCAGUGAGCACUGUAUGCACCGGCUUGCACUGAGCAAGGCAUGCGAGGGCUUCGUCGUAUUUCCUUGCUAACCUGUGGUGCACAGUUUCACAUGGGUUUUACCACAUCGCUGACAUGGUGGGGGUCAGGUGAAAUUGUGCACUGCAGAUUGGUGGGAAGGCACCAUGGGGCCUGUGCUGACCUGUCUUACUGGGCCAUCCAACCCUACUGAGACCCCUGAUGCAGGCCUGUUUUAGGAGCAACCCUGACUUUUUCUAUAAACCACUUUCACAUGGGAAUAUUUAGUUGACAUAUUUUAAGCAACUGGGUUUACAAUUGUUUAAUAAAACUGACUAACUGGCUCUCCGGAGAGGAUCCACCCAUCCCUCUCCCAAGGAAUCAGAGUGUACCAGGCCAGUUACACCUUCUGCUCUCUGACCACCCCCUCCGAGUGGGUGUUCAAAGCUCUGUUGACAAAGAUGGUCUGUGUUCCUCAGAGAGGCCAGCGGAAGCCCCCGCGGAGGGCAGGCUGCCAAGGGUGUGCUGGUUUUCCUUGGUUCCGCUUUAGAUCCAGCUUACAAAUGUGCUCUGCAAGGCACGGUUACUACUUUAAGCCGUGUUCACCCAAAAACAACUGCUUCCUUGCUCCUGCCAACAUAUUAAAUACAAUAAGAAACAUUCUGGGGAGACACUACUAUUUGUUUCUUUCUAAAGCCACCCAGUCCCGAUCUUACCUUUGCCAAGGACGAUACGGCAACAGCAAGCCGUCAAAUCCACCUCCCUCCCUUGACUCAUCAUCUCUCCAAGGAUUUUCCCCAAUGCUCUGGCUUCCUGGUGUGUGUCUUUGUGCCCGUUAUGUUUGGCAUCUCACGGCAGUGGCCACCAUAAACAUGGGGGCUGACAAUCUCCUGGAGGGGGGUGGGGGAGGAGAGUACAGUAUCCAUCUUUCAUAUCCACAAAGGUGGUAAACUUUACUGGGGGUUCCUUGACACCCCCUUCUCAUUUAUGAUCCUGCCCUAUCACUGUCUCAGAUGGAGGCCUGGUGGUACAGUGGUUAAGACCUUGGCUGCUAACCAAAAGGUCAGCAGUUUGAAUCCACCAACAGCUCCUUGAAAAGCCUUCGGGACAGUUCUACCCUGUCCUAUAGGGUCACUAUGAGUUGGAAUUGCCCUGACAGUGAUGGGUUUUUGGUUCUAUAGCUGUCUCAGGUAGUGAGUGUCCCUGCAACGCCCCAGCACCAAAGCUGAGGCCACUUCUCGAUAUUGAAGGAAACAGGAAUGGGAAAGGUACAUGUUUAUUCAUGCAUCCUGACCUUACCCAUCUCACAGAUACAGGUAUGAGGCCCUCUGACCUUGCUUUCUAUGGUAUUUUCAGCCACCUCAGAGCUGUGGCUUGUUGAACGGGAGACGCUGUAAGAAUCAAAGGCCCCCAGGUUCGUGAAAUCUACACCAGACAGGGAGCUUACAGGUGUCCGAAUAGCUUCUUGGGUUCACUUCACAGGUAGCUGAAUGGCUAAGCUGUUAACUUGAUCUGUUUCUCUCAAACUAGGCCAAGGAACCCUGCUUUAUCUACCCAAUUUAAAAAAAAAAAAAAACUUUGCUGCCAAGCCAAUUCAUGGUGACCCUGUGUGUUACGGGCAGAACUGCUCCAUAGGAUCUCCUUGGGUAUAAUCUUUAGGGGGGAACCUUGGUGGCCUAGUGGUUAAGUGCUACGGCUGCUAACCAAAAGGUCGCCAGUUCGAAUCCACCAGGCGCUCCUUGGAAACUCUAUGGGGCAGUUCUACUCUGCCCUAUAGGGUCACUAUGAGUUGGAAUCAACUCGACGGCAAUGGGUUUUUUGGGGAAUCUUUAGGGAAGCAGAUUGCUGGCUUUUCUUCUGCAGCACCACUGGGUGGGUUCUAACUGCCGACCUUUCAGUUAAUAGCUGAGUGCAGAUCGCUUGCACCAUCCAGGGCCCUGCUUAUCGACCCGAUAUCAAGUGCUAAUUCUCCUGUGUUUAUGACACUUUCCUAAUUCCAAAUAUGGGGCAUUUCCCUAUGAUCGAAAGCAGACUCAUUGGAGGGUUUAAUGCAGUAAAAAGAUCUCAAACUGGGUACUCCAAGACGAGACUUUGAGAGAGGACAGACCUCCUUUGACUCAGCAAUUCAAAGAUUUUUCCAUGGGGGCCGCUCUGUCCUAGCAGAAGCCCGUGUGGCUUGCUCAGCAGUGCAGUACCUGGGCCCUGCCAUAAGCAACUACCUCUGUUUUGAUCUUUGCUAAAGAUUUUUGCUUAAUUCGCCAGCGCACUACUUCUCUGAUCACGUUACACGUCUGCACCUGUGUGUGUGCGUGACCGCACUUGCGCAUGUCCUUUGUAAAUAACAGCCUGCACUUUUCUUUCCACCAGUCCUUGCUUACUCCCCUACCCUGACCUUUUAAUUUUGUUUUUUUUAAACUGGUAUCAUUCUUUCAAAUUGGAGCGCCAAUAAAUAAUGCAGUAACUGGGGCCUGAUUGCCCUGCCGCCUGGAGGUGGACACACGUGCAAUCAAGUCCAGGUUUCCUGGUGAUUUCUGAAGAAGGGUGUCAGCCAUUUGUAACAGAGUUGUUUUCACUCCCAAACAACCCACGACAACUUCUAAGACAUCUCAGAUGUCCUCGGCAAACUCCAGCCUGCGUGUGCCUGCAUCUGCUGUCUCCACCUAGAUUUGACGUGAUCACCGUUUCCUUCAUUCAGUA